Molecule: messenger RNA, 1560 nt
Organism: Exophiala spinifera
Lineage: Eukaryota; Fungi; Ascomycota; Eurotiomycetes; Chaetothyriales; Herpotrichiellaceae
Exons: 3
Coding region: 1-1560 (519 amino acids)
Biological process (GO): transmembrane transport
Cellular component (GO): membrane
Molecular function (GO): transmembrane transporter activity
Source: RefSeq, a predicted model, not a curated record
AUGGCUGUCGACGCGGAGAAACGGCUUUCAAAUGAGGUGCCCGUGGAGGAGGGCCGACGAGGUUCGCUCGCGACAGGCACUGCAGAGGAUAUUCACAUCAUCACCGAACUGGGCUACAAGCCAGAAUUGGCCCGAAAUCGAUCCAUGUUGACAUUACUUUUCCAAUCGCUUGCCAUUGCUGCCAUUCCCUACGGUGAAGGUGCACCUCUCAUCAGUGCCAUCUAUGGAGGCGGCCCUCUGUCCAUAUUCGUGGGCUGGAUUGUUAUUCUCGUACUUGACGAAUGUGUUGCAUUGUCACUAGGCGAACUGGCCUCAAAAUACCCCACGUCAGCCGGCCCGUACUACUGGUCAUACCAAGUUGCAACCAAAGGGAAGACAGCACUCUCUUUCCUGACAGGAUGGACAUGGCUAAUCGGCAACUGGACCAUCACACUCUCUGUGAAUUUCGGAUUUGCCUCUCUCAUCGCUGGGACUGUGGCAAUGUACCAUCCGGACUGGGUAGCGAAAGAUUGGCAGCUGCUGUUGAUCUUCUACGCCAUCUGUUUGAUAACCCUGGUCAUCUGUGCGACAAUGAAUAGAAUCUUGCCGAUGGUGGACACUGUUUGCGCUGGUUGGACAGCUCUCAGCAUCAUUAUCAUCCUGAUUGCGCUCUCAGUGAAGGCGGACGCAGGCCGACACAGUGCUAGUUACGCCUUGGGCCACUAUGACAAGUCGUUCUCCGGCUGGGGAGGGUUUACCUUCUUCAUUGGUCUUCUGCCCGCUGCCUACACCUUUUCUGCCAUUGGGAUGAUCUCGGCAAUGGCCGAAGAAUGCUCGAACCCGGCAGUCAAGGUACCAAAGGCCAUCAGUCUCUGCGUGCCCGUUGGAGGUUUCGCGGGCCUGUUCUUCAUAUUGCCAAUCUGUUUCACUCUGCCACCUCUGGAGGACGUUAUCGCUGCGCCUUACGGACAAGCACUGCCAUACAUCUUCUACCGCGUGAUGGGUACACCCGGAGGUGGCUUGGGCCUUAUGUUCCUCAUCAUGGUCAUCACCCUUUUUUGCAGCAUAAGCAUCACGGUCGCCGCAUCACGCUGCACAUGGGCAUUUGCGCGAGAUGACGCUAUUCCCUUGUCCCGGGUAUGGGCAAAGGUGAAUGAAGGCCUCGGCGUACCAUUCAACGCCCUCGUCCUCACCACCGUGGUGCAGAUGCUGCUCGGACUGAUCUACCUGGGUUCCUCGUCGGCAUUCACGGCUUUCGUGUCGGUCGGAGUGAUCGCCUUGGCGCUUUCAUAUGCGAUUCCGAUUGCCAUCAGCCUUUUGCAUCACCGACGUGAGGUGUCGACUGCUCGUUGGAACUGUGGUCCUGUCAUCGGGCCAAUUGUUAAUUGCGUGGCUCUUGGCUGGAUCGCGUUCGAAUUGGUCCUGUUCAGCAUGCCUACAGCACUACCCGUGACGGAAGUGACUAUGAAUUAUGCCAGUGUUGUAUUGGUCGGUUUCCUCGCCAUCGCAGCGUUCUGGUAUGCAGUUCACGCACGCAAGGUUUACACAGGUCCUCCGGAGUCGGAUGGUAUUGCUGCAUGA